Molecule: messenger RNA, 2546 nt
Organism: Daldinia loculata
Lineage: Eukaryota; Fungi; Ascomycota; Sordariomycetes; Xylariales; Hypoxylaceae
Product: MFS general substrate transporter
Exons: 4
Coding region: 1-2199 (732 amino acids)
Biological process (GO): transmembrane transport
Cellular component (GO): membrane
Molecular function (GO): transmembrane transporter activity
Source: RefSeq, a predicted model, not a curated record
AUGUCUCUCGAAAAACACGUCUGGGGUUUUGAUCCCGAAUCCCAGGCGGCAUCCCCUGAUGACCUACACGAGAUCUGUCUGGAUGAUGACAACAAAGAAGCUCAGACCCCUUUACCGGCGGGAAGUCGGCCUGAGUGUCUAAAGAAUGCCGUCCACGAAUGUGUGUUUGUUGCCCUUGUCGCCUUUGCUGCAGCUACACCCGUCUUCCUCCAACGUUCUGUCGUUGUUGUAGCAGGUCCUAUAUCCGGAGCCCUGCAAAUGACACCUGCUCAGAUCGCGUGGGCUACAGCAAGUUCGGGUUUAACAACGGGCGCAUUCUUGCUUCCAUUCGGCUACAUCGCCGAUACUUGCCCUAUUUUACCCCGGAAGACUCUUCUAAUACUCAGCUUGGUGGUGUUCUGUCUGCUUGUCUCAUGUACAUCCUUCUCGCGAACUGGGGUUGUGCUUGAUAUCAUAUCUGGCUUGACUGGUAUCGCUUGUGCGGCGAACGUUCCUAUUGCCGUUGGCAUAUUAAGUCUUGUCUACCCAACGCCAUCACGCCGCAAGAAUAUAGUAUUUUCUUCUUUCUUGAUGGGCACACCUGCUGCGACGAUCAUCGGUGGUCUCGGCUCCGGCGCCUUGGCUCUUGAAAUAAGUUGGAAGGCCCCGUUCAUAGCCUUGGCUGCUCUGUAUGCGGUAGUCUCAGGUCUUGCUUGCGUAUUCGUCCCGAAUGUCUCGGAACCCGAAACCGAAAAGGAGACCGAGGUUCGUAUCAUUGCUGAGCCGGAAGCUUUUCCUAUCUUGUCGAUCGAAGCACCCAAAGAGAAAUCCAAACUCUGGCAAUUUGAUUGGCUAGGGUUGUUUCUACUUGUCACAGGUCUUCUCCUUUUCACUAUCGCGUUGUCCAUUGGCCCGCAAGGCCCGGAGCCAUGGAAGACGCCGACAGUUAUCCUACUUCUAACUUUGGGUGUGCUGUCUCUUGGAUGUUUCCUCCUUUGGGAAAAUAUUACAAAAACACCUAUGAUACCCCCGUCAAUUUGGGAAAACUUGACGGUAACUUUGGUGAUCAUCUGCACUUUGGCUGCCGCUAUGUCUUUCUACUCUCAGCUGUUUUGGGUUUCUUUAUUCAUGCAAGAUCUCGGGGGUCUGAAGCCAUUCGAGGUUGCCGUACGGUUGGUACCUCAGGCUCUUGUGGGCUUGGUACUCAGUCCUCUCGUUGGUCUGAUUAUGCAUAGAGUCCCUGGGACCGUGUUGUUAGCAGUAGCCGCUACUUCCCUCGUCGUUAGCAAUGUACUUCUCAUAUUUUUACGACAGGGAAGCAAUUACUUGACCUGGAUAUUCCCGUCGGUUAUGUUAAGUACUGUUGGGAUGGAUUGGAUUAUGAAUGUUGGGUCGCUUUAUAUCUUAUCGUCUCUCCCACUAAAACAUCACUCCGUUGGUGCUUCUCUACUACAAACGACGAGCCGCCUCGGAGUUCCUCUUGGUAUGGGAGUUACUACUGCAAUAUGGUCGUCGUAUGAUGGAGAAUGGCAGGAUGCCUACCCGGAACUGGCAUAUACCAAUACUUUCAUGGCCACCACGGCGUUUGCGGGAAUCUCUCUCAUCUUAGUACCAUUCAUCCGUAUCGGAAGGCAGGGUCGUUCAGAACACGAACUAUUAGAGGAUAAUAGUAAUGAGUCGAAACCGAGCAUUUCAGUUCCUCCCCAAUCACCACCUACCCCACCUCGAAACCCCCGAAAUGAGAACGGAAAUCGUCCAAGCAAACGGUGGUCCCCCGUUGAUACAUUAGCUGCAUCGGUCACUAGCGAAAGACAACACACAGCAGCUCCAUCAGUGUCAUCGCAGUCGUCACGUAAAAGCGAGGACACCUCGAACACCAACAAGACGACUAGGACAACCAUUCGACGCGGGUGUAGCCCAUCCGAAAGAGUUGUUUGGGUUGUCUGUGAGGAAUGUGGCACAACCAAGCGUCACAAUCAACCACGUACCACCGUGGGCGACCCAGCUCGUUACUUCAACGAUCCUGCAUUUGGCAGCACGACUAAGGAUACCAAUCAAACGAAUCCCUACGGCGCCAACAGCAGUAACAAUAGCCAGAAUCAUCAUCAUCAUCCUCCCCAGCUUCAGCUUCCGAGGCCGUAUGGCGGACGUCGUCGUCAACCACUUAUGAACCGCCAGAUCUUAACACAUCAGAUGCUGACUCAGGGCUUCCAGCCUUGAUAGCGUUAGGAUGGAAAAGAAUAACUGUGUGGGGGCGGUUUUUGAAUUUACUCCUGGAAAUGGCUAAAGUGUCUGCUAGAAUAGAAGGGGCAUUUUACUUUUCUAACUAAUGGACCGGGGGUGUUUGAGGAUGACAUUCAUAGCAGCAUUUUGGUUGGGUUUAAGGACCUCUUUGGACCUUUCUUGGGAGCCACCAUUAUACUCGGGGACUUAUCCUUCACGUAGGUGAAGUGACUAACACGCGGUAUGAAAAAGGAUAUGUAGCCCUUUCUUAAAUCCCUUGUGUGUACAAUCAGAACACAUAUAUAUGUAGUCUAGUGCCUCGCCAUACUACCAUAAUAAUUAAU